CCGGACGGAAGGAGGAACCCUGCAUCGGCGCAAGCACAGUCUCGGUUUUUUUUAGGGGACGGCUCAAGCAGGGUUGUCAAAGGCGGUACAAGACGGUAGACAAGAAGUGUCGUCCGAUGCCCGUCCUCGUUACUGAAGACGAGGAAGCAUACUAUGAGAGGGAGCGAUGGUUGAUACGGCGAAUGAGGGAGAGUGCGCUAGUAGGGCCAUGUCGUAUCAACGAAGGGAAUGAGGGGGAGUUGAUUAUAGGGGAACCAGAUUUCCUGCUGCCUCAGGAGCGGACAUUGAUGGUGGAGUUGAUGAAAAGGAGGCAUCGCGCCUAUGCGUUUAGUGACGAGGAGCGUGGCAGGCUGGAUGUGGACAAGAUACCUAUGAUCCGCAUCCACACCGUGCCACACGAGCCUUGGAACAUGAGAGGGGCGCGAUAUCCUAAUCCUGACGAGGAAAAGAAGGUGGUGGAUUACCUCAACGGCAAGAUACGUACGCACGUCGCCGACUAUUCGAGUGAACCGUAUGCAUCCCCGUGGUUCUGCUUCAUCAAGCCGAACGGGAUGCUGCGGUGGGUGCAAGAUUUGCAGAGGCUGAAUGCGGUGACCGUGCGGGAUGCUGGAGGAUUGCCCAAUGCAAACGCCCUGUCGGAAUCCUGUGUUGGAAGGCCUAUAAUUUCGCUUAUAGACCUUUACUCAGGAUAUGAUCAGUUUUCGGUCUACCCGUCAGACAGGCCGGUGCCGGCUAUGCACACGCCGCGAGGGUUAAUCCACAUGAAUGUGGCCCCACAAGGGUGGACCAACGCGGUAGCAAUGGUCCAACGGGCCAUGAGUCGUGUUAUGCAGUCAGUCAGCCCUCAUAUCACACAACCAUAUAUCGAUGAUUUGGCAGUGAAAGGGCCGUCAAUGAAGGAGAGCGACGAAGUCUCGCCAGGGAUAAGACGCUUUGUUUGGAAGCACAUCCAGGACCUUGAAAAGGUCCUGAGCCUGCUCGAGGAGCAUAACCUUACGGCAAGCGGGGCCAAAUCCAGACACUGCAUGAGGGAAACAACUAUCCUAGGGUUCGUCUGCAGCGAGAAGGGCCGGAGGCCGGAUGUGAAGAAGACGGACAAGAUUACUGAGUGGCCUGUUCCGUUCCACUCAAUAACUGAUGUCAGGAGCUUCCUUGGAAAGGAAAGUCCCUUGCGAUUUGAGAGUCGAACUCUCUGUACGACGGAGAGGAACUACUCUCAGUUCAAGAGGGAGACCCUUGCUGUCCUUCAUUGUCUGCGAAUCUUCCGAAACUAUAUCUUCCGCAGGAGGUUUGUUUUGAGAGUGGAUCCGACCGCCCUGGCCCACUCUCUAAGGAAUUACGUUCCAUCGGAUCUGACGGUUGCCAGAUGGCUGACAUACAUCUGGAUGUUCAACUUCGAGUUGGAACGUAUUCCUGGUAGCAAGAACCGGGCGGACGGGCUGAGUCGUAUCAACUGGGAUAACCAGGAAGGAGAGGCGGUGGRGAAUACGCCCCCAGUUGAUGGAUUUCUGGAUCAGGARGAASAUGUUCGUSUCCACAUCAACAAGUKGUCGCCGCGAGUACCYAGCUGURUARGCUAYCCUAUCUGRCAGGCGCCGAAUGGGUAUGAAAGGAGGGUCGAGCUAGUCCUCAAACCCUUUGAAGAAGAAGAUCCCUGGGGUGGUAAGAAUGUUCAGUGGAUGAUGGAGCUAGCGCUGGCCAGCUCGCAUAGCCUGGUGGAGGAUAUGAGGGCGAUUGAGGAAGGGUCUGGCCAGGUAGAACGGCAUGAGGACCUGAUGGGAGGAAUGUAUCUCCUCGUCAACACGUUAUUGCAGGAAAGCCCCGACCAGUCAGGCUCGUUGAACCCGACAGGGAAUGUGGACGAAGUGCCCGAAAGCCAGGACGACGAGUUCGAGGAGGGGGAGAUUAAGGAGGCUUUUCGUGCAGAGGAGUAUGACGGGAUCUACCUAGAGCURGGGYUUYUUCUGUCAUGUGAAAUACGGCUAAGGGAUGCAAGCGAUAGGGCUCAGAGAAUGCUGCARCGCUACUUAGUGCGAGACGGCCACCUUUUCGUGAGAAGAGAAGUGGGGAAUCCCAGGAGAGUCGUCUGCGGUAGGAAUCGUCAGAUCGACGUUGUGACAGCGCUUCACGAUGGCAUUGCAGGAGGGCAUCGAGGGGUACAAGCCACAUAUGCCAAGAUAAGUGAGUUGUACUACUGGGAUGGGAUGAUGGACAUGGUCGGAAAAUUUUGCCGAUCUUGCGUACCUUGCCAGGAGAGAUCCCGUUUAAGGCAAGGAGAGCCGCUGCAUCCGAGGCUAGAGCGAGAGGUGGGGGUUGUAGUGCAUCUCGAUUUACUUUUCAUGCCGCUUGGGGAUCAGGGCUAUAACUAUGUCUUCGAUGCGCGCGAUAACUUGUCUGGGUUCGUAGACGGGCGUGCUAUUCGCACAAAGACCGGGUUAGUCCUGGUGAGCUGCAUCGAGGAGUACUAUCUGCGCUACCCUUUCGUCAGGGAAUUCGUAAUGGACAGGGGAUCGGAGUUUACCUGCCAGGAGGUGCAAGAAUUGUUAUCAAGGUCUGACUUUCCGAAGACAGCCAUACCAAGAGGAGGGAGGGGGACACGGCCGCCUCGGAGGCCGUUGGGAGCAUCAGGAGGAUAUGAGCGGCAUGGGCCUCACCAUCGAAAGAGUACUCCGGUGUACGAUGAUGGGGACAUCGAGCUAUUCCUUGACAACUUUUGGGAUCAUGCGAGGCGUAUGGGCUGGACCGUGGCCCAGGCGAUUGAGAGAUUGAGGGGAGCAGGCAGGUUCGAGGAGCCCGUCGCGAGGAUCCGUAGGGAGGCGACGACGAGAUCAGAGGUGGAGUGGAGGAUGCAGGAGYURCRACCCUCGCCUSUGGGACCUGAUGGCAGGCCGAUCCGCMUGGAGAUUGGAAAUGCGUCGGACUUCAUCCCCGCGUUUGAGUGGUUCAUGCAGGGGCAGGUGGAGUUCCACCGAUUUACCGCGGGAGGAUUGAGGAGGAGGUCGCCAGCUCGUGCACAGGAGGAGCUAUCAGCAUCUGAGGGGCCCUUGAGGGAGUUGGAGACGCAUUUGGAUAUCUCUCGGUGGAGGGCGUCACAUCGGGGUGAGGAGUCUGGAGAGCAGGCAGAGGAGGCGCCACAAGAGGAGGUGCCACGAGAGGAGGUCCCACGGGAGGAGGUGCCACGAGAGGAGGUGCCACGGGAGGAGAGAUCGGAGGCAGCAGGAGCACUCCCAGGUCAGCCACCCAGCGCGCCAGCUAGGGCUCCGGAGAUCCCUGAGAUGUGGAGGGACUUUUGGGAGCAGAGAGGAGAGAAGCUUCCUUCGCCAGUCAGAGUCAGGUUUGGGGUGACAAGGAAGGCAGAAGAAAGGUUGGAUUGCAAGAUCAAGUUCCUGGCCAAGACAACUUUUGACCGGCACUUGUUGUUGGAGAGCGAUCUGGCAGAGAAGAAGAUGAAGGAAGCCGGCCAUGGAGUACGCCUGGAGGCUAUGGAGGUGGAAAUCCAAGAGCUCAGGGCAUUGGUGGUCAGUCAGGCACUUAUCAUCGAGAGCCUGAGGCAGCAAUCUCAGGGAGAAGUGGACAAGCCAAAGAGCAGCCAGCAGGGGGAACAGAGGCAGGCAGGGCAUAAGUCAGCAGAGCAGCCACGCCAAAGAUCGCCCAUGGGGAGAGUCAUCAUGGAGCCAGAGGAGGCAAAGGCCACGAGGGAGGCAGAGAGAAGAGCUUUUGAGUUUAGGACUCCUACAGAGCUCAGCACUCUGCCUAUUAUGCCCGCAGAGCCUGUUUUGCCCAUACCUGUUGAGGAGGGUUUGCCAGUGAUUAGCAGUGGGCUGGCUCAGGGCUCAGCUGGGGAGUCCAUGGAUGUACUCUUAGAGGCGAUAGAUACCAUGCAAGAGGAGGCGAGCUUGUUCUCACCUGAGCAGAGAUUGGACGAGCCUCUGGAGAGUGCAUUGAGAGUUGAGACCAGGGAUGCUGCUGAGGGCAGGCCACAGAGAUUGGACCCACCUGAGUAUAGGCCAGAGGGGGUUGGGAUUCGAUCGCAGUCGAGUACUCAGGAGUUGGAGAGSAAGCCUGAGGGGCCCUCGGACGUGCCUUUGAGUUUUGAGCUGAGCAGGGAGGCUAGCGAGGCACCAUCCUCUCCUGGAUCUCAAAUGGGGAAGAAGAAAGGGAAAAAGAGGCAUGAUGAUUCCUGCUUCUAUUGUAAGAAGGAAGGUCACAGAGCCUAGGAUUGUCCUAAGUUCCUGAAGGACGAGGCCGAUGGAAAAGUGACUAGAAGGAAUGGGAAGAUGUACGAUAGGCAGGGGAGAGUAGUAGAGAGAUCUGCAGAUGGAGGUAGGGCUCAAUUGUAUAGGCAGAACCAGGAGGAGAUGAGUGAGUAGGGCUGGUCUACCUAUAUGAUUGACAUGUUGUAUAUAGGAUCUGAGUUUAGAAUGGA
Molecule: messenger RNA, 4426 nt
Organism: Chara braunii
Lineage: Eukaryota; Viridiplantae; Streptophyta; Charophyceae; Charales; Characeae
Source: the annotation of a GenBank genome assembly